UAAGACAAGUGCAUAGCAUAUAAGUCACACGAAGGGAUUAAAAACAGGAUGAAGAUGAGAGCUUUUCUUGUAGCUUGUUUGGCACUGUUUUGUAUCAUAGGGGUUUGUCAAGGUGGCAACCUUAGAAAAAAAUUCUACAAGCUAACAUGUUCUCAAGCCGAAGACAUUGUUAGGACCAAAAUCCAGGAACAUGUCUCUGCAAGGCCUGAAUUGCCUGCCAAGUUGAUCAGACUGCACUUUCAUGACUGUUUUGUCAGGGGUUGUGAUGGUUCGGUUUUGCUGGACUCCACUGCCAGCAACACAGCAGAAAAGGAUUCGAUUCCGAACUUAUCUCUGUCAGGCUUCGAUGUCAUUGAUGACAUAAAAGCAGCAUUGGAGGAAAAAUGUCCUGGAACUGUAUCAUGUGCUGACAUACUUGCAUUGGCUGCAAGGGAUGCUGUUUCUGUCCAGUUCAAUAAGCCUAUGUGGGAAGUGCUUACCGGUAGAAGGGAUGGUAGAGUAUCCAUAAGUGGUGAAGCCUUAGCCAAUCUGCCAGCACCUUUUUUCAACAUCACCCAGCUCAGACAAAGCUUUGAGAGUAAAAAGCUUACAGUGCAUGAUCUGGUUGUGUUAUCAGGAGCACACACAAUUGGGGUAGGUCAUUGCAACUUAUUCAGCAACAGGCUUUUCAACUUCACCGGAAAGGGUGAUCAAGAUCCUUCUCUGAAUCCUACGUACGCCACUCUUUUGAAGACAAAAUGUCAAAGUCUGAGUGACACCACCACUACAGUAGAGAUGGAUCCUGACAGUUCAAGCACCUUUGACAAUGAUUAUUAUUCUAUCCUUCUUCAAAACAAGGGUCUAUUCCAAUCAGAUGCUGCCCUUUUAACAGCCAAGGUCUCAAAAAACAUUGUGAAUGAAUUGACCAAACAAGACAAGUUCUUCACAGAGUUUCGGCAGUCAAUGAAGAGAAUGGGCGCCAUUGAGGUUCUCACUGGCUUGGAUGGUGAAAUUAGAACAAAGUGCUCUGUUGUCAACUCUUAAUCAACUCUUUCCUUUUCAUUUCUUCUGUUUCUUUUCCUACAUUUUUUCUUUGAGAACCCAUUCACUUAAAUUUGCUUUG
This is a messenger RNA of Vigna radiata var. radiata (mung bean), 1102 nucleotides long. Its product is annotated as peroxidase 3-like. Gene Ontology annotation, biological process: response to oxidative stress; hydrogen peroxide catabolic process. Gene Ontology annotation, molecular function: peroxidase activity; heme binding. Lineage: Eukaryota; Viridiplantae; Streptophyta; Magnoliopsida; Fabales; Fabaceae. The transcript has 4 exons. The record is from RefSeq and is a predicted model, not a curated record. The coding region runs from base 49 to 1023 and encodes 324 amino acids. Gene Ontology annotation, cellular component: plant-type cell wall; plasmodesma.